Molecule: messenger RNA, 489 nt
Organism: Aspergillus homomorphus CBS 101889
Lineage: Eukaryota; Fungi; Ascomycota; Eurotiomycetes; Eurotiales; Aspergillaceae
Exons: 1
Coding region: 1-489 (162 amino acids)
Source: RefSeq, a predicted model, not a curated record
AUGUCCCCCACCACCCCACUCGUCGAAGAGGCAAAGAAGGAGGAAGAGGAAUCGCGCCAUGUGAGAUUUGGAAAUGUCGUGGUCAACUACAUGCGCAACGUCACGGAUAUUGAUGGUGAGCGUACCCCUACUGAUAUACCGACACGCGAGCCUGAGCCCAUCACCGCUCCCACUACCGAAGGCGGCGCGGCGGAAGGCAGGCCACCUGCCCAAAGGCCAGUAGGUAGGGCUCAUCUGGAAAUCGCUCCAAAGUCCGCAAGGCAUUCCCGAAAUGCCAGUAGAAGUUCUUCGGCGGAGAGGAGAGAGGUUGACCGUAGCGUUCGGGGUCUGAUUGACCUUGCCGUUUGUGCGGCUAUCAAUGAAGCCUUGGAGGUGGCGAUUGAUACCCCACGACCUGCUCUCGAUAUAUGUGCGGCCAUACACCGCAUGCUCGAGCAGGACCAGGAUGAGGACUUCAUGGAGGUGGAGGAGGAGGAGGAGGAGGAGUGA